UGAAGGUACAAAAAUCAUGAACAAAAACCUAUUUCUCGGAUGCUUACAGAAAGGAAGACGGUAUCCCCAUUUUCACCAUUCUUAUUUUUAUUAUUAUGCCUUCAAUUUCAAGAAAUUAACACAACUCUCUCUCUCUCUCUCUCUAUCUCUCUCAUGGUAUGUCUUCAUCUCUUUCUAUCAUCAGAAGCCCAUGUCCAUUUUUCUCCCUGAAACUUCAGGUUUGUUAUCGGCUUCAAAUUCAACUGUUUCCACUAUGAUCAAGCAGUUCCUCGCAAAGAUCCCGCGUAAAUCCGCAAAAUCCAAUACACCAGAUGCUGACGGAGGCGGUUCUUCAACUAGUGUUACAACUGAUGUGGGAAACAGUAGCUUCAUCAACACUUAUAAUGCCAUUUCGAGUCGAUUAAACUCGGUUAAACAAAUGUCUUCCUCAAUUUUUCCGGCAAGCAUAAUGUCAGGAGGGGAAAUGAUUGAUCCUCAUGUUCCGUUCAAAGACGUCCAAAGUUCAGAUAAGCUAAGACUUCUGAUCAGUAAACUAAAUCUUUGCUCUAAGUUAUAUGAUUUUCAUAAUCAAGAUCAAGAUUCCGCUGAGAAAGACAUAAAGCGUCAAACUUUAUUAGAUAUUAUCGACUUUUUUUCAUCUGAAUCGCCAAAACUUAGCGAACCCGCGAUGUUUGCGGUUUGUAAAAUGUGUGGCAACAAUCUUUUUAGAGAUUUUCCUCCAAAACGGUUUUUUUAUUCGCCUCGUGGUGAAAAAGAAGAUGAGGAACCGUCUUUUGACCCCGCAUGGUCACAUCUACAACUUGUAUACGAAAUACUUCUCAGAUUUCUAAGUCAAUCCUCUCUUGACCCGAAGAUUGUCAAACAGUAUAUCGAUCACUCGUUCAUAUUACGGUUACUUGAUCUUUUCGACAGUGAAGAUCCUCGAGAAAGAGACUGUUUGAAAUCCGUUCUACAUCGGGUUUACGGGAAAUUCAUGGUUCAUAGACCCUUUAUUCGGAUGGUCGUGAGCAACAUUAUAUAUCGCUUUGUUUUCGAAACCGAAAAACACAACGGGAUUGCGGAAUUAUUGGAGAUCUUUGGUAGUGUGAUUAGUGGUUUCGCGUUGCCGUUAAAGAACGAACACAAGCUGUUUUUACUAAGGGCUCUUGUUCCUCUACACAAACCGAAGUCUGUGGGGGUUUAUCAUCACCAGCUAACUUAUUGUGUGGUUCAGUUCGUAGAGAAAGAACCGAAACUGUCGAGCGCUGUUAUAAAGGGAUUGUUGAAAUAUUGGCCCGUUACUAGCAGUCAGAAGCAGUUGAUGUUUUUAAGUGAGUUGGAAGAGUUGCUUGAAAAGAUUCACACUGAUGAGUUUGAGAAAAUUAUGGUUCCAUUGUUUCGACGUAUAAAUUGCUGUCUUCGCAGCACCCAUUUCCAGGUGGCUGAGCAAGCACAUUUCUUAUGGAACAACGAACAUAUCCUCCAUCUUAUAAUGUGUAACCGCCACGUGAUUAUACCUCUUGUCUACUUGACGAUAGAGCAAAACUCACAAAACCAUUGGAGCCGCACCGUACUCAACCUUGCACAAAACAUGAUGAAGAUGUUGAAUGAUGUUGAUCAAGAAUUGGUGCAGUCAUGCCAAGGGCAAUCAGAGGAAGACAAGUCAAAGUCAACCGUGGUGGCCGAGAAGCGGCGGCUGACAUGGGAGCGGCUUGAAAGCAUUGCGGGUUUUCAACCUGUCGUGGGAAGUGUUCCGGUUUUGGAAGAAACCUCGGCUUGUAUUGUCUCUUGCUAGUGAACUAGUUUUGCAUUGGAUUUCUUCUUGUUUUUUUACUUAUGGGAGAAGAUCAAAGGUGGGGGCAAUGUAGUUAUUUAUGAAGUUUGAAGAUGUUAUUGUUAUUAUUAUUGUUAUUUUUUUGAUGAGAAUAUGGAGUUGUGUUUACAUGUUUUGUGUAUUUAAAUUCUAACAACCAUUUUAUUUUA
Messenger RNA from Helianthus annuus (common sunflower), 1962 nucleotides. RefSeq names its product serine/threonine protein phosphatase 2A 57 kDa regulatory subunit B' kappa isoform. Gene Ontology annotation, cellular component: protein phosphatase type 2A complex. Gene Ontology annotation, molecular function: protein phosphatase regulator activity. The transcript is spliced from 3 exons. The record is from RefSeq and is a predicted model, not a curated record. Bases 17 to 1774 code for a protein of 585 amino acids. NCBI's taxonomy places the organism in Eukaryota, Viridiplantae, Streptophyta, Magnoliopsida, Asterales, Asteraceae. Gene Ontology annotation, biological process: signal transduction.